Trichomonas vaginalis G3 is the source of this 1551-nucleotide messenger RNA. RefSeq names its product transcription initiation from RNA polymerase II promoter. Gene Ontology annotation, cellular component: transcription factor TFIID complex. NCBI's taxonomy places the organism in Eukaryota, Parabasalia, Trichomonadida, Trichomonadidae. Gene Ontology annotation, molecular function: RNA polymerase II general transcription initiation factor activity; protein binding. The record is from RefSeq and is a predicted model, not a curated record. Bases 1 to 1551 code for a protein of 516 amino acids. The transcript has a single exon. Gene Ontology annotation, biological process: transcription initiation at RNA polymerase II promoter.
AUGAAUGAGAAUCAAUUUUCAAUGCCUUUUUUUGUUGAAGAAUAUUUAUUGCUUAAAAAGCAACAGACGAAGAUAAACAAGCAUUUGUUUAAUGAUAAAGGCCCAAAGUUGACCGAAACAGAGAAAAUUUUCGAAGAAUACAUUUCAUCACCAGAACCAAAAAGAAUAAUGGAAGCAUUAGAGAUUUUUUUACAAAAAGUUGCUGAAUGUUCAGCAUUUGUCCAAAAAGAUCUUAAUCAAUUUAUUUUUCCAUUAUUUAUACAUUUUGCGUCAAGUUUAAUCAUUCGAGGUUAUGAAUUUUACUUUUCAAACUUCAUUAACUCAUAUAAAACGAAUCUCACUCAUUACCAGAAUGAAAUUUUACAGAAUUUAAUUGAGAAUCCAAGAGCUUUUAAAUUACCAUCAACAGAUAUCUCUAUUUCGAAAUAUUCUGCAUUCAAACUCCAGAAAAUACUCGAAGAUGAUAAAUUGUCGUAUGCAUUCAUAAUAAUAACAGAAAAAAUACGAUAUACUAUCGCGGAAGAUACUUUUAACAUACAAAAUACAAAUGUAAACCAAUCCCAAGCUAAAAUAAACGAUGAAAAAGAAAAAAUCAGAUUAUUCGAGUUAUUUAAUCCUGGAUCAAUCUAUACGGCCAAAAAUAGAGAUACAAUGCAACAGAAAGAUAUACAGCAAACUUAUAUCCAUGAUAUGUCCCAUAUUACGCUUUUCAAUCAUCAUAAUAAUUUAUCAUGUAUAAAACUCUCUCCUUGCGGUCGCUUACUAGGCUAUGCUGAAGCAAACUCUGUUAGACUAUUCAUUCUCGAUAAAGAGCAUAGAUUUUACUUUCCAAACAAGACAUCAACAACAAUUUUAAAUCAGCAUUCGAAAAGAGUUACAAAUUUUGCAUUUUCAGCUAAUUCCGCGAUGGUUGUCUCAGGUGGAAUGGAUAAUGAGAUAAGAAUAGCACAUACAGAAGCAGCUUCUCAAGUAGGAAGAUAUGAUUUCCAUACAAAACCAAUUUCAAAUGUCACUUUUUAUGAUGACACUUUUUUAUUUUUUGGAGGCAGUUUUGACGGUACUAUAUCAAUGUGGGAGAUGAGCCAUCAUCUUCCUAUUAGACUUUUUGCAGGACAUACGAGUACUGUCACUUGUUUGUCUUCAAAAAAUCGACAAACAUUUGUCAGUUCUUCUUUAGAUGGAACUGUCAGAAUUUGGGAUGUUGGAGAAGGAAGAGAACUCAAUAAAAUAGAACUGAAUGAUACACCUGUUUCAUUGGAUACUACGGAAAAUGGUCGAAUGAUUUGUGUCGGAAUGACGAAAGGUUUUGCUUUACUUUCUUUUGAUGGAGAUAUUUUGCAUGAAUCAAAAACAGAUUCACCUGUAAAUGAUAUCAAAUUUAGUUCAAAUGAACUUUCUUUUAUUACUGCAUGCGAAGAUGGAAUUGUUUCCAUUUAUGAUAUUAAUGGAAGCAAGCAAACAUCCGUAAAACCUGACUCAACAACAUCAGAUUCCAUUCAAGUAUUGAAUGAUGAUUCAAUUGUAAUUUGUGGCCGCUCUUAUAAAGUGUGA